Messenger RNA from Arabis nemorensis, 300 nucleotides. The record is from the annotation of a GenBank genome assembly. Lineage: Eukaryota; Viridiplantae; Streptophyta; Magnoliopsida; Brassicales; Brassicaceae.
AUGGGAAGAAAAGCAUGUUGUGAGAAAAUGGGAAUGAAGAAAGGGCCAUGGAGUUCUGAAGAAGAUCGAAUCUUGAUCAAUUAUAUUCGUCUCCAUGGUCAUUCCAAUUGGAGAGCUCUCCCUAAACUCGCCGGGCUAGUUCGAUGUGGUAAAAGUUGCAGGCUUCGUUGGAUUAAUUAUUUGAGACCAGACAUCAAACGUGGCAAUUUCACUUCUCAAGAAGAAGAAACUAUAAUCAACUUACAUCAAAUCUUAGGCAACAGGUUUUUGGUCCUUAUAUUUUUGGGAAGUAGAAACUAA